Molecule: messenger RNA, 3510 nt
Organism: Gekko japonicus
Lineage: Eukaryota; Metazoa; Chordata; Lepidosauria; Squamata; Gekkonidae
Exons: 1
Biological process (GO): DNA integration; proteolysis
Molecular function (GO): aspartic-type endopeptidase activity; RNA-DNA hybrid ribonuclease activity; nucleic acid binding
Source: RefSeq, a predicted model, not a curated record
GGAAAUCCUGUUGAUUUCAUGUUAGACACGGGGGCUGAAGUAUCCAUUGUAACGACACCCAUUGCUCUGCCCACUAAAGAUAGCCUAACAGUUGUAGGCAUGGCAGGGAAGAAACUUGCUCUCCCAUACCUCCAAUCAAGAACCUGUUCUCUAGGAGGUCACCGGGUCACCCACCGUUUUCUCUUAAAUCCCAGCUGUCCGAUUAAUUUGCUUGGGAGAGAUCUUUUAUCUAAAAUGCGUGCCUCCAUAACCUUUGAUACUCCGGAUGGCUCAGCACUUCUGUCCUUACCUCCAGAGACUCAAACUUCACUAGUGUGUUGUAAUUUAGAGGUUGAUGCUACAGAAGAGUGGCGACUUCCUGAGGUCCUAAUGGGAUGUGGAUUUAGAAGACACCCUGAUGGUGACCCUGAAGAAGUCCAGUAUCAGACUGAUAAAGAUGCUUUUUAUGACAAGGAAAAGGUGCAGGAUAAAUUGUACUACCGAAAUGAAGUGCCAACUGUAUGGGCAGAAGAUAAUCCCCCAGGCUUUGCUAAACACCAACCUCCUGUAGUUGUGGUCCUUAAACCUACUGCCAAUCCAGUGAGAGAGCGUCAAUACCCUAUUCGUGAAGAUGCCCGAAGAGUGUUAACCAAACACUUUCAGAGACUCCUGAAAGAUGGCAUCCUGAUCCCCUGUGAAUCUGCCUGGAAUACUCCGAUCCUUCCAGUACCUAAGCCUUCUCCAGACCCCAAGAAUCCUGAUUACCGCCCAGUCCAAGACCUGAGGGCAGUGAAUACUCAAGUAGAAGCUAUCCACCCUGUAGUGCCAAAUCCCUAUACAAUCCUGACUCUGAUUCCAUCCACGGCUGCAUGGUUUACUGUCUUGGAUUUGAAAGAUGCGUUCUUCAGUAUUGGACUUCACCACCAGUCCAGAGACAUCUUUGCCUUCGAAUGGAGAGCCCCUGGAGCCUCCAGCCCAUGUCAGUACACUUGGACUCGUUUGCCCCAAGGCUACAAAAAUUCUCCUUCAUUGUUUGGACAGGCCCUCGGUAAAGACUUAGAGAACUUUGACACCCAAGAAGGGGUCCUUACCUUAAUCCAAUAUGUGGAUGACUUGUUACUUUGUGCCCCUGACCCUCAUCGAUGUUCCCAGGGCACCCUUAACCUUCUCCGUCUCCUUGAUGCCUGUGGCUAUAAAGUCUCAUUCAAGAAGGCCCAGAUCUGCUUAACUCGAGUCCAGUUCCUAGGAUUUGAAAUCUCUAAGAAUCAACGGUCUCUCAGUAAUGCAAGGAAAGAAACUGUGUGCCAGAUACCUCUACCCCAGAGUCGCAAAGAGCUACGAGGCUUCUUAGGUGCAGCUAGCUACUGUCGGUUAUGGAUUCCCUCCUUUGCUCUUUUGGCCAAACCCUUAUAUGAAGCUACCAAAGGGGGGACACAGGAACCUUUUGUCUGGGGCCCAGAUCAAGAUGUUGCCUUUAGGACCCUGAAACAACGGCUCAUUGAGGCUCCUGCCUUAGGACUGCCAGAUCCAGAAAAACCUUUUUCCCUUUGCGUAGAUGAGAAGCAAAGUGUUGCUUUAGGUGUCCUUCUCCAGAAACUUGGGACUCACAAUCGGCCUGUGGCCUACCUUAGCCAAAACCUGGAUGCUGUAGAAGCCGGUCUGCCCCCUUGCUUACGUGCUGUUGCUGCCUGCUGUAGACUUAUUGAAGCAGCAAACAAAUUCACCUGGGGAGCCCCACUCACAGUGUUUGUAUCACACGGAGUUAAGACCAUUUUAGAAGCUCGUGGUCACAAAUAUCUGACAGUUUCACGUAUGGCCAGGUACCAAGCAGUUCUCCUCGAGAACCCAGGUGUAUCUCUAGCUCCUGUCAUCAACAUAAAUCCAGCCACCUUGUUGCCAGUACCAUGUGAAGAUGUUGAGCAUGAUUGCCUAGUAACCACUGACCAGCUGUUUGCAUCUCGUCUUGACCUUCGUGACCAACCCCUUCAGCAGCCAGACUUAAUAUUGUACUGUGAUGGUAGCAGUUUCAUCAACCCUCAAGGACGUCGCAAAGCAGGCUAUGCUGUUGUAGAUGACCAUCAGGUGAUACAAGCAGAAUCUCUACCCGUUGGAACAUCUGCUCAACUAGCAGAAAUAAUAGCCCUGACAGUUGCCCUACAUCUAAGCAAGAAUGCAGCUGCAAAUAUAUUCACCGAUUCAAUGUUUGCUUUCAAGGCAGCCCAUGCACAUGGAAUGCUGUGGCAACACCGAGGAUUUAUUACAGCCGCUGGAAAGGAUAUCAAAUAUGGGCCAAAUCUUCGUCUUCUGCUAGAAGCCAUCAAUCUGCCAACUAAGAUUGCAAUAAUCCACUGUCGAGGACAUCAACGGAAGUCUGACCCAAUUGCAGAAGGAAAUGGUCGUGCUGAUAAAGCAGCUAAGGAAGCAGCAGAAGGAAAACUUUGUCUCCGCACUCUAGUUCCUAGUCCGUCAGUCUUAGCCUGUCCUGUCUUCCCCACUCCAGUCUCAGCUUGGACGCCUCGUUACACCAAACAUGAAGACUACCUCUGUGACCAGCAAUCAGCAAAAAAGAAUGAGGAAGGUUGGUGGAUCUUGCCAACAGGAAAAAUUUGGAUUCCAGCCUCCUUAGGCUAUGAAAUAAUGAAAGCCCUUCAUGCUAAUACCCAUUAUGGAUCUUCCAGUCUUGUUAAAGCCUUAGACCGCUGGGCUCAUCUGGAACGGAAGACAGCAUUAGCAGACCUCGUGUGCCGUCAGUGUGUUACCUGUGCCCGAAACAAUCCUAGAGAAGGUCCCCGACGACCUCCAGGAAUCAAUACCCCAGGACCAGCCCCAAUGACUUCGCUUGUUGUUGAUUUCACCGAGAUGCCAAAAGUUGGUCGUCAUCACUACCUGUUGGUGUUUGUCUGUACGCAUACUGGAUGGAUAGAAGCGUUUCCAACUGCCACUGAAAAGGCCUCAGAAGUUGCCCGAGCCAUGUUAAGGGAUCUAAUUCCAAGAUUCGGAUUACCUACCUGGGUUUCCUCUGAUAAUGGACCAGCCUUCAUCUCUGAAUUAACUCAGCAAGUUGCCAAAGCCUUAGGAAUCAUCUGGAAAUUACACUGUGCCUAUCGUCCCCAGAGUUCAGGAGCAGUAGAACGAGCUAAUAGAACUCUUAAAGCCUCCUUGCGGAAGUUCACCCAAGAGACUGAACAGCCAUGGCCUAAGAUUCUACCUCUAGUGUUAUUCCGACUGCACUGCCUCCCUUCCAAACGAACUUCAGUUUCUCCUUAUGAGGCAAUGUUUGGCCGUCCUCCCCCACUGACCAUGGGAGUUCAUACCGAUGCUUAUGGGUUUCAUCAGUUAAUCACCUCAGCAGAAUUACAAGCCCUUGGACGACAAGUUGAGAAACUCCAAAGACAUUACUCUGCCUGUCUCCCAGUUCCCUUGUUUGAUUCUGUGUGUCAUGUCAGUCCUGGAGAUUCAGUAUGGGUUAAAAAUUGGAGACCAGAGCCCUUAGGGCCAAGGUGGGAGGGACCUUUCACUGUUUUACUCAGU